Anas platyrhynchos (mallard) is the source of this 609-nucleotide messenger RNA. RefSeq names its product gap junction protein epsilon 1 (gene GJE1). Gene Ontology annotation, biological process: cell-cell signaling. The record is from RefSeq and is a predicted model, not a curated record. Gene Ontology annotation, cellular component: connexin complex. NCBI's taxonomy places the organism in Eukaryota, Metazoa, Chordata, Aves, Anseriformes, Anatidae. Gene Ontology annotation, molecular function: gap junction channel activity.
AUGUAUCCGAUAUCAAUUUACCAAAACACCAGAAGGCCACCAAGGGUAAUUGGCUAGUUCCACACCCUUUGCUUUGGCUCAGUCCGUAUGUUUCUCCUUGGUGUUUUGGGCUUUGCUGUUUAUGGAAAUGAGGCCUUGCAUUUCAGCUGUGACCCAGAUGACAGGGAGGUUAAUCUUUUCUGUUACAACCAGUUCAGCCCUAAAAUUCCUCAGGUAUUCUGGGCAUUACAGCUGGUGAUUGUAAUGGCACCCAGAGCGUUUUUUCACCUUUAUGCCACAUGUAAGAGCAUCAAACAGGAAAACAUCCUCCAGAAGAUGUUUUACACUAUCUUUUAUAUCUUCUCUGUUUAGUUAAGGAUUAUUCUUGAAGUUGUGGCUUUUAGGCUUCAGAUUCAACUUUUUGGUUUUGAAGUGAAUGCAAUAUAUAUGUGUAAUGUGGCAGCACUUGAUAAAACAUUUAACAUUACUUCAUGCAUGGUGCCAGAGGGCAUUGAAAAUACAAUUUUCCUUCCUGCUAUAUACACAUUCACUGUGAUUACAUUGGUCUUGUGUGUUGCUGAAUUUUUUGAGAUCACAUUUAGAAUGCUAUGUUUCAUAAAAAGUCAGUGA